CCUACCUAUACCUAUACCUGAUGAUUACCUAUACCUGAUGAUUUUCAAUCCACAGCUCAUUUUCUUUAAUAUGUGACAAACCUUGCAAAUUGUGAUAAUAUGUAUCAAAUUAGUGGUCCGCAUAACCCAAUAUUUGAAAAUUAUGGAGGUGCAGGCCCAAGUACUUCGAAUCAUCAACAAGAAAUCCAAGAAAGAACAGCGAAGGAAAAACGUGACAAGAAAAGUGUUUUCUCGACUCGAGAUGUUAGAAGGUGCUAAAUCAAUAGGUGCCGGAGCUGCUACAAUUGCUUUAGCCGGAGCUGCUGUCGGUAUUGGAAACGUCCUCAGUUCUUUGAUUCAUUCCGUGGCGCGAAAUCCAUCAUUGGCUAAACAAUCAUUUGGUUAUGCCAUUUUGGGCUUUGCUCUCACCGAAGCUAUUGCAUUGUUUGCCCCAAUGAUGGCCUUUCUGAUCUCAUUCGUUUUCCGAUCGCAUAAAAAGUCAUGAGAUCAAAAAAGAAAUGUGAGAAUGUAGUUACAGAUGUAAAAAAA
Triticum urartu is the source of this 528-nucleotide messenger RNA. NCBI's taxonomy places the organism in Eukaryota, Viridiplantae, Streptophyta, Magnoliopsida, Poales, Poaceae. The record is from RefSeq and is a predicted model, not a curated record.